This is a messenger RNA of Phragmites australis (common reed), 1754 nucleotides long. Its product is annotated as aspartyl protease AED3-like. Gene Ontology annotation, biological process: proteolysis. The record is from RefSeq and is a predicted model, not a curated record. The transcript has a single exon. Bases 62 to 1390 code for a protein of 442 amino acids. NCBI's taxonomy places the organism in Eukaryota, Viridiplantae, Streptophyta, Magnoliopsida, Poales, Poaceae. Gene Ontology annotation, molecular function: aspartic-type endopeptidase activity.
AAGGCUUGCAGCGGUGCAGUCCCCCGUACGUCGGUGUUGUGCGCGCAAAGACAGUUGCAAGAUGGGUAGUACGGUGCUUUGCAGCAUCGCUCUGACGGUUCUGCUGCUCGCGGCCGGCGCGAUGGCUUCGCAUCCGUCGUGCCCGGCGACGCCGCCGGACACGGGGGGCACGCUGCAGGUGUCGCACGCGUUCGGGCCGUGCUCGCCGCUGGGGCCGGAGGCCUCGGCGCCGUCGUGGACGGGGUUCCUCGCGGACCAGGUGGCGCGCGACGCGUCGCGGCUGCUGUACCUCGACUCGCUCGCGGUCAGGGGCCGCGCGUACGCGCCCAUCGCGUCGGGGAGGCAGCUGCUGCAGACGCCGACGUACGUGGUGCGCGCCUGCCUCGGCACGCCUCCGCAGCAGCUCCUCCUCGCCGUCGACACCAGCAACGACGCCGCGUGGAUCCCCUGCUCUGGCUGCUCCGGGUGCCCCACGUCGACUCCCUUCAACCCGGCCGUCUCCACCUCGUACCGCCCGGUGCCCUGCGGCUCGCCGCUGUGCACGCAAGCGCCGAACCCGGCGUGCCCGCUGAACAGCAAGGCCUGCGGCUUCAGCCUCACCUACGCCGACUCCUCGCUCCAGGCCGCGCUGUCCCAGGACUCCCUCGCCGUCGCCAAUGACGUCGUCAAGACUUACACCUUCGGCUGCCUGCAGAGGGCCACCGGCACGGCCGCGCCGCCGCAAGGCCUCCUCGGGCUCGGCCGCGGGUCCCUGUCAUUCCUGUCACAGACCAAGGACAUGUACGAGGCUACGUUCUCGUACUGCCUCCCGAGCUUCAAGUCCCUGAACUUCUCCGGGACCCUGAGGCUCGGUCGCAAGGGCCAGCGGCAGCGCAUUAAGACGACGCCGCUGCUGGCGAACCCUCACCGGUCGUCGCUCUACUACGUGAACAUGACCGGCAUCCGCGUGGGCAAGAAGGUGGUUCCCAUCCCGGCGUCCGCUUUGGCAUUCGACCCGGCGACCGGCGCGGGCACCGUGCUGGACUCUGGCACGAUGUUCACCCGUCUGGUGGCGCCGGCGUACGAGGCCGUGCGCGACGAGGUCCGGCGCCGCGUCCGUGCCCCCGUGUCCUCCCUGGGCGGCUUUGACACGUGCUUCAACACCACAACAGUGGCGUGGCCGCCGGUGACGCUGCUGUUCGACGGGAUGCAGGUGAAGCUGCCCGAGGAGAACGUGGUGAUCCACAGCACGUACGGGACCACCAGCUGCCUGGCGAUGGCGGCGGCACCCGAGGGCGUGAACACGGUGCUCAACGUCAUCGCGAGCAUGCAGCAGCAGAACCACCGCGUGCUGUUCGACGUGCCCAACGGCCGCGUCGGCUUCGCGCGCGAGCGGUGCACCGCCGCUUAAAUUAGAUUGGCUAGCGCGCGCGGGUGCCGUGCCUGCCUGCGUUUAUCUAUCGUCUCCGCCGUGUCGCCGCUGUUGGUGUCGUCGGUGCUUUGAUCCUUUUUUGUAUCGUAGUGAUCGUCGUCUCCGUCAGUGUCUCUUGUUCUCUCAUGUAUCACCGGAGGUUGUUCGCGUUAAAGCUAUGUUUCUGUGGCUUAGGGUUUAAUUGGGGUUUAAGAAUUGGAAGUGUCCUUAUGGUGUAACGUGUCCACACGGGUUUCGAAGCCCAGACUCAACACGGCUAUAUAUUCUGUUGGUAUAGAGACAGAAAGAUAUACUUCCUUAUUCUAAAGAAAAAACGAAUUUGGAAGUGUAAGCGUAUGAAUGA